AUGGCGCCCUCCGACAAGGGUGAAGAUAGGAAACAGCAUCGCAGACUGCAGAACAGAGCCAACCAAAGAGCACGCAGACUGCGUCUAAGAGAGCAGGACUCGGGUACCAAAACGGUCAGCCAGGGCCCGUUUGACAUUACGCGAUGGCGUCUCAGUGGCCGUAGCACCGGCCCGCCACCUCUCUGGCCUGUCGCUUCCGAGAACCAAAGGAUCUUGACCCAACUCGCACACAUGAUUCGGCUAGAGGUCUCAGCUAAUACACGGGACGGUGACGAGACUUGCGACCACGCUCUACGCUCCGCCUACGAGUCCCUCUCGUCAACGCCUUCUCCCAGACGGGACCUCCUAUUAAGUUUGAUACAGUACAAUGUCCUGCGCGGCAUCUUCGACAACAAAAUCGCCAUCAUGGGUCUAGUCACGUACUUUGCCGACAGCCAGCUCCGGGUCACAUUUGAAAAGGACGACCACCCAACCCGGGCCGUCAUCUUGCCGAGGACGCGCGAGGCCCUCCCGCCAUCCCUCCUACCAACAGAGUUGCAGAUGACGGCCGAGCACCCGACUUGGGUAGACACGCUUCCAUUCCCGGAAAUGCGGGACAACUUGAUUAAGCGGGAGGGGAGCUUUGACCCCCGCGAAUUUGCCCGGGAUCUUGUUGGCGACCUUCUGGACAUUACCAGGCACUACAUGCCAGAAUCUGUGAAGUACUCUGGUGAUUAUCUUGGAUCUGGUCCUCUGCAAGGAGACGAUGAGCUCACCACGACACGUAAGGGCCUCAUUGUAUGGGGAGAGCCGUACAACGCCGCGAAUUGGGAAGUGACUCCUGGGUUUAGUCGGGGCGAGGAACCUCUUUCUGGGAUUCCUGCCCGCUGA
Clonostachys byssicola is the source of this 870-nucleotide messenger RNA. NCBI's taxonomy places the organism in Eukaryota, Fungi, Ascomycota, Sordariomycetes, Hypocreales, Bionectriaceae. The record is from the annotation of a GenBank genome assembly.